Molecule: messenger RNA, 1797 nt
Organism: Ilex paraguariensis (yerba mate)
Lineage: Eukaryota; Viridiplantae; Streptophyta; Magnoliopsida; Aquifoliales; Aquifoliaceae
Source: the annotation of a GenBank genome assembly
CCAUCGAUUUCUACUCUUCCUGGACAUACGGCGACCCCUCUAUCUUCUCUCUCUCUUUCUCUCUCUCUCUCAUACACACACAUUACGCAGUACAAUGGUGUCGUCUAGCAGUGAUCGGUCGGAGAUAGCGUUCUUCGACGUGGAGACGACGGUCCCAACUAGACCAGGCCAGGGAUUUGCGCUUCUGGAAUUCGGAGCCAUCUUGGUCUGUCCCAGGAAGCUCAUUGAGCUGGAGAGCUACUCUACCCUGGUCCGACCUACCAACCUCUCUCUCAUAUCCACUCUCUCCGUUCGAUGCAAUGGAAUUACCAAAGACGCCGUCAUUUCUGCCCCCACCUUCGCCGAAAUCGCCGAUAGGGUCUACGACCUCCUCCACGGGAGGAUAUGGGCGGGUCACAAUAUACUAAGGUUUGAUUGUGCUCGGAUUCGGGAGGUGUUUGCGGAGAUCAAUAGACCGCCACCAGAGCCCAAGGGGACAAUUGAUUCAUUGGCGUUGUUGACGCAAAGGUUCGGAAGGAGAGCUGGUGAUAUGAAGAUGGCCACUCUUGCAACUUAUUUUGGGCUUGGACAGCAAACGCAUAGGAGUUUGGAUGAUGUUCGAAUGAAUCUCGAAGUUCUCAAAUACUGUGCAACAGUUUUAUUCCUGGAAUCAAGCCUCCCAGACAUUUUUACAACAAACAGCUGGGUUUCUCCAAAUGCUACUACAAGAAGUCGUAGUAAUGGUGUAGGUUCUUCAGAGGGGAUGGGCUUGAACACAAAUUUACCCUCAAGAAGUGCCAAGGUUGAAAAUCAUCCAACUUCAUCUUCUACAAGUCACAUACUGGAGAAUCAUCCAAUAUUAUCGCUUAUGACUCCCAACACGGGAGUAGAAAUUCCUGAUCCCAUAGUACCUAAUAUUGCUACAGCAGAUCCUUUUGACAUGGGCCCACUCAGAAAUGAAAUGGAGAGGGAGUCCCCUCAGUCAGAUGAUAGUGAUUCCAUGGAAGAAGAAUCCAGUUCAGUGUCGCCAGAGUCUUCUGCAGCAACCGAAUCUGAGGCUUCCAGUGGCUGCACUGAUUUCUUAGAUUAUAAUGAAGUUUCUACACCCUCUGUCACAGCAGUUCUUGUGCCAUUUUACCGUGGCACUCAAAAAAUACAAAUAUUGUACAAAGAUGUCCCAUUGCAACUUUGGUGCAGUCGCUUGAAAGUGCGCUUCGGAAUAAGUACAAAAUUUGUUGACUAUGCUGGCAGGCCAAGGUUGAGUUUUGUGGUGGAUGCAUCAGAAAGGUUAUGUCAGGUUCUGGAUGCAUGUGAUAAUCUUUCCCAGAGGUUGUCAAUGGAUUCUGGUAGCAGCUCUGAAUGGAGGCAUGUUGUGAGUAGAAAGGCUGGCUUCUUGAAUUCACCUACCGUACGAUUGCACUUACCCACCGUAGCAGAUGGAAGUAUGCUCAGAUGGGUUACAGAUAUAUACGAGAGAGAUUCUACCACACAAAGGCUUGUCUUUAGCAGAUUUGAUGUUGUAGAACUUGAUGCCUUAUUUGCUCCAGGGAAUCUCGUUGAUGCCUACAUCUCCAUGGACCCAUAUGAUUAUCAGCAGAAUGCUGGCAUCCGAUUGGUGGCAAAAAAGUUGAUUGUGCAUUCAAACUGAUUGGUCAUAGGGUACAUAUAUUUGUAUUAACUCUCGGAAUGAGAUUUGGGAUUUCAUGUUUGCAAAUUUGUAGAAGAGAGCUUCAUGCUCUGAAUGAUGACUGUUACCUGUAAGGUUUUAAUUGGUUUAUCUGACUGUUGUUAUACCUUAUAUUGUUUGAAAGAAAAUGG